GUCUUCGAUAUUACAAAUGGAAACUGUUGCAAGAGCGUGCUGUGAGUUCAUGAAAAAUCAUUUACAUCCAUCUAAUGUGCUCGGUGUGCGUAAUUUUGCAGAGCUGCAUGGCAGAUCGGCUCUGGUAAAAGCGGCUGACAAGUAUACGUAUGACAAUUUCAUCGAAGUGACUGAAUGUGACGAGUAUUUGCAUAUUAGUGCACGCCAUCUUGGAUUGUUACUGACAUCGUCGGAUCUGAAGGUAACCAAUGAAGAAGAAGUUUACAAUGCAUCUAUUAAGUGGGUUUCGUAUAUCCCGGAAAAGAGACAAAAGCAUUUACCUGAUUUGAUGUCUAAAAUACGUCUACCGAUGUUAUCACCAGAAUUUCUGAUGAAUGUCGUAGAGAAAGAAGACAUGAUAAAAAAGAACCACACUUGUAGAGACUACGUGGAUGAAGCCAAGAAUUAUCAUUUGUCUGUUGCUUCUGUUCAUCCAAAGACAACCCCACAACAUAGAUUCUCGUUAAGAAGUAAACCAAGGAAAAGCACUGCAGGUGUUUUGUUCACUGUUGGUGGGCGUGGUAAUUUGGGAGAUCCUUUUAGAAGUAUUGAAUGUUAUGAUUUGAGAGAAGAUAAAUGGUUCCACAUCACAGAGAUGAGUAGUCGCAGAAGACAUGUUGGAUGCACAUCUGUUAAUGGUAAGGUGUAUGCUGUUGGUGGUCAUGAUGGGCGUGAACACUUGAAUACCAUGGAAAUGUUUGAUCCAGUCAAGAAUAUAUGGACUAUAUUAUCACCUAUGAAAACAUACAGACGAGGCUGUGCAGUGACGCAUUUGAAUGGCCCAAUCUAUGCUAUCGGUGGCUUGGAUGAAGGUGGUUGCUAUAGUGACGUGGAGCGCUAUGAUGUUACCUCAGAUGAGUGGGAUUUUGUGGCCCCUAUGAAUUGUCCGCGUGGAGGUGUCGGUGUAGUGCCGCUUCUGAAUUGUAUUUUUGCAAUUGGUGGUAAUGAUGGUGCUACGUCUUUGAAUACAUGUGAGAAGUAUGAUCCGCACAUCAAUAAAUGGAUAGAGGUUGCUAAGAUGACAACAAGGAGAGCCGGUGCUGGUAUGGCUACUAUGAAUGGACUCAUUUAUGCUGUUGGUGGAUUUGAUGAUAAUUCACCGCUAGACACGGUGGAAUGUUACGACCCACAGUCUAACACCUGGAGUUCUGUUCCAAGGAUGGCCAGUGCACGUGGUGGUGUUGGUGUGACUGCCCUCGGUGGUAAGAUAUAUGCAGUUGGUGGACAUGACGGCUCUUCAUAUUUGAAUUCCGUGGAAUGCUUUGAUCCUGUGUCCAGCAGAUGGGAGACUGUAUCCCCCAUUAGUAUUUGUAGAGCUGGUGCUGGUGUGGUUACGUGUGAAUGCUCUGUCAGUGAACUCAAGAUGAUGGGUCAAGGCAUUAACGUAGUCAGUUGCGUAUAGCGGCUAAACACUUCUGAUGAAAAUGUUUUAGCAAUCUUUUUCACUCUGUAAUUCGGUUGUACACUGUCUGCGUGGAAUUUACACCGAAAACUGAAAUUAACUCUAUUGUUCUGAUCCAUAAUAAAUACCUUGUUGUUCACA
Saccoglossus kowalevskii is the source of this 1582-nucleotide messenger RNA. Its product is annotated as kelch-like protein 8. The record is from RefSeq and is a predicted model, not a curated record. NCBI's taxonomy places the organism in Eukaryota, Metazoa, Hemichordata, Enteropneusta, Harrimaniidae. Gene Ontology annotation, molecular function: protein binding.